AUGGUAUAUUCACCAUCGAAGAAAAGUAUUUAUUGUUUCUGCUGCAAACAGUUUGAUAAUCUUUGUCAAGCAGGUUUUAAUACGGAAAAUGGUUUUAACAAAUGGUGGAAACUUAAUCCCAAAAUUAGUCAACAUGAGGUGAGUCCACUGCACAUUCGAUCAUAUUCCAAAUGGAAGGAAUUAGAAAUAAGACUUGGACGUGGCGCAACUAUUGACAAACUACAACAACAGAAUAUUGAUAAAGAAAUAAAAAAAUGGAAGGAAAUUCUAACAAGAAUACUUGAUAUAAUUAGAUUCUUAGCAAAACAAAAUUUGGCGUUUCGAGGACAUCGUGAAAGUGUUCAUCAGGAAAACAUCGAUUCAAUGGAAAAUAGAGGAAAUUUUCUUGAGCUUGUUGACUUAUUGGCUAAGUACGACCCAGUAUUACGAGAACACGUAGUAAAAAUUAAGAUGGGUAAUAAAUAUAGUAUCUCUUAUUUGUCGCCGAAGAUCCAGAACGAAUUCAUAGAGCUAUUGGGAGGCGCAGUCAGAAAAACAAUUAUGGAUCAAAUAAAGCAGGCUAAAUACUUUUGUAUUAUAUUUGACAGCACUCCUGACAUUUCACACAAAGAUCAAACCAGUCAAAUUAUUAGAUAUGUAGUUAUUGAUGGUAGCGAAGUUAAAGUUGUAGAAUCGUUUAUUGACUUUGUAGAAACUAAAGGAAAAACUGCUGGUGAAAUCACAGAUAUGAUUUUAACGAAAUUAGAAAAUGACGGUUUAGAUAUAAAAAAUUGCAGAGGACAGGCUUACGAUAAUGCUGCCGUCAUGGCAGGAAAGCACAGCGGUGUUCAAACUCGUAUUAAAGAAAUAAAUCCAAAUGCAGAAUUUGUAGCAUGUACAAAUCAUUCUUUAAACCUGGCAUGUUUACACGCAGCUUCUACAGCUAUCAAUUCCAUCACAUUUUUUGGAACUAUCGAACAGUUGUUUUCGUUGUUUUCUUCUUCCACUCAUAGAUGGAAUGUUUUACUUUCUGUCACUGGUCAAGGUGUUAAACGCAGUGUAGAAACUCGCUGGAGCGCUAGAGCUGCCGCGGUAACUAUAGUAAAAAAACAUUUUUUUUACAUUUUAAGCGCUUUGGAAAAAUUGACAUCUGAAGAAGAAAAUAGUAAAACGAGAUCAGAUGCUGGAGUAUUACUCAAUUCUAUGCAAUCUUUUUCUUUUCUAUGUUACCUUCAUUUAUGGGAACCCGUCCUUUUGGAAAUUAAUGACGCUCAAAAAUACCUGCAAAUAAAAGGGUUAAAUGUCCACCAAUGCCAUAUAAAACUAAAUUCUUUGCAAACACAUUUCAUGGAACAAAGAGAUACGCUAGUACAAAACGCUGUUAUAGCAGCCAAAAUAAUUUGUGAAGAGUUGGAGAUAUCGACUGAGCGUCGAGUUAGAAGGAGAAAAAAUAUGAGUGGGGAAAAUUCGCGAGACGUGGGGCUAUCCUUAGAAGAAGAAGUACGAAGAGAAAUGUUUUCAUCUAUGGACAGAAUUAUAAAGGAAAUAAAAGAACGCUUCGAUCAGUUGCAUGGCCUUGUAAGAAAAUAUUCGUGUAUAAUACCGUGUAACCUACUAAAUGAAGAAUUUGAAUGUCAAAUAAAUGACUUGAUUGACAUUGAUAAAGAACAGUUCCAUAUUGAAAGAAAAAGGAUCCAGGUUUUUAUGGCUGUACCUACACUAAAAGAAGAGGCAAAACAUUGGAAAAACGGGGAGAAGGGCCCUCUUGAUCUGCUAAAAUUUAUUCAGCAGUAUAGGUUGGAAAAUUCUGUUCCCAACAUUAAACUAGAAAUCAUCAAACGGCUAGAAAAAGGCGAGAAUAGAAAUGUUUUAAUGAAUGAGUUUAACAUUGGCUCAUCAACUAUUUAUGACAUUAAAAAACAAAAAGAUGAACUAAUGAAGUUUGCUUCUCAAUCGGUAACAACUGAAAAAUUGGCUUUUAGACAAAUAUUAAAAAAAAAACUGGAGCAGCUAGAUAGUGUAUUGUUCAAAUGGUUUAGUGUAGUACGUUCUGAAGGAAAGCCAGUAACAGGGCCAAUGAUUGUUGAAAAGGCAAAGAAAUUCGGCUAA
This is a messenger RNA of Parasteatoda tepidariorum (common house spider), 2088 nucleotides long. The record is from RefSeq and is a predicted model, not a curated record. NCBI's taxonomy places the organism in Eukaryota, Metazoa, Arthropoda, Arachnida, Araneae, Theridiidae.